Molecule: messenger RNA, 457 nt
Organism: Oppiella nova
Lineage: Eukaryota; Metazoa; Arthropoda; Arachnida; Sarcoptiformes; Oppiidae
Source: the annotation of a GenBank genome assembly
GGAGUUCCAGAAGAUGAAACAGGAACUGGAGGCCGAAUACUUGGCCACAUUCAAGAAGACGGUGGCCAUGCAUGAGGUGUUCCUCCAGCGACUGGCCAUUCAUCCGAAGUUCAAAAACGAUCAAAACUUUCGCAUAUUCUUGGAGUACGAGAGCGAAUUGGGCGUCAGGGGUAAGAACAAGAAGGAGAGGAUCGCCGGUAUGUUCAGUAGUUUCAAGUCGUCGGCCGAUGACGUGCUGUUGUCGUCGACCAUGAAAGACGUGGACGAGUUCUUCGAGAGGGAGCGGCUGUUCCUCAACGACUACUACGCGCACAUCAAAGACGCCACCAAUAAGUCCGACCGCAUGACCCGUUCCCACAAAAACGUGUCCGACACGUACAUCAAGAUGUCUUCGGCGCUGAUCCAGUUGGCGACCUUCGAUCAGACGGAUUUGGAGUCCUUUUACGGCAAAGUAGCC